AUGUUAAUGGCGUUUUCUGCUUGUCUCCUCUUAGUUCUUCUGCAAGUUUUUUCAGCUUUAUUUCUCAGUCUUGCUCAAGAUCAGUCAGGAUUCAUCAGUUUGGAUUGCGGUUCGCCAAGAGGAGAUACUUUUCGUGAGAAGACAACAAACCUUACUUACAUCUCUGAUGCAAAUUUCAUCAAUACCGGUGUUGGUAGAAGCAUCAAACAACAAUACCGGACCCAGUUCCAGCAACAAGCCUGGAACCUACGGAGUUUUCCGCAAGGAACAAGAAGCUGCUACACCCUAAACCUAACCAUAGGUGAUGAAUAUCUAAUCAGAGCAAGCUUCUUACACGGAGGUUAUGAUGAUAAUCCCACCACCGAAUUCGAGCUCCACCUCGGGCCUAACCUAUGGACUAAUGUUUCAACCACAAACGAGACCCAAGCAUCAGUCAAUGAGAUUAUUCAUAUCUUGAAAACUGAUCGUUUACAAAUCUGUCUGGUCAAAACAGGAGACUCAACGCCUUUUAUCUCCGCUUUAGAGCUUCGUAAGCUCAAGAACACAACUUACUUAACUCAACAAGGGUCACUCCAGCUCUUCAUCAGAGCAGACGUUGGCUCAACUCUUAACGGAGGCUUCAGGUACGGAAUCGAUGUGUUUGAUCGUGUCUGGACACCUUUUAACUUUGGAAACUGGUCACAGAUUAGUACCAACCAGACAGUGAAUGUCAACAAUGACUACCAACCACCAGAGAUCGCUAUGGUCACAGCUUCCGUUCCAACAAACCCUGACGAACCUAUGAACAUUUCGCUAGUCGGGGUGGACCGCACUGCGCGGUUCUAUGUUUUCAUGCAUUUUGCAGAGAUUCAAGAGCUCAGUUCCAACGAAACAAGAGAGUUCAAUAUCAUGUACAAUGACAAGCAUAUAUACGGACCCUUUAGACCGCUUAACUUCACCACUUCUUCCGUAUUUACACCUACCGAAGUUGUUGCUGAUGCAAAUGGACAGUACACGUUUUCGCUUCAAAGAACAGGAAAUUCGACGUUGCCUCCUCUCCUUAAUGCCAUGGAGGUUUAUCAGGUUAACUUGUUGCCGGAGAAAGAAACCGAUAGAAAAGAAGUUGAUGCAAUGAUGAACAUCAAGUCGGGUUACGAAGUGAACAAGAUUGAUUGGGAAGGAGAUCCUUGCGUACCACAGACUUAUAGUUGGUCUGGUGUUGGUUGCAGUUACGUUGACAAUGAUCAACCAAAAAUCAUUUCUUUGAACUUGUCUGCAAGUGACUUGACCGGAGAAAUAUUGGAAUUUAUAUCAGACCUUACCAAUUUAGAAGUUCUUGACUUGUCUAACAAUUCUUUAACUGGUUCGGUUCCGGAGUUUCUAGCAAACAUGGAAACCCUAAAAACCAUAAAUCUCUCAGGCAAUGAGCUAAACGGUUCAAUCCCUCAAACUCUCCUUGAUAAAGCACGAAGAGGAUCGAUUUCAUUAAGUAUCGAAGGAAAUACCGGGCUUUGUUCUUCAGUUUCAUGCACCACCACGAAGAAGAAGAAGAAAAACACAGUUAUUGCACCUGUUGCAGCAUCACUUGUUUCAGUCUUCCUCAUUGCAGCCGGAAUCGUCACGUUCCUUAUCCUCAAGAGGAAGAAGAAGAGAACCAAGCUUGGUUUAAAUCCAAAUUCAGGUACCGGUACAACACCGUUACGUUCAAGGUCUCACCACGGUUAUGAGUCUCCCGUGAUAGCAAAGAACAGGAAAUUGACUUACAUCGAUGUGGUGAAGAUGACAAACAACUUUGAGAGGGUUCUUGGUAGGGGAGGUUUUGGUGUGGUUUAUUACGGCGUAUUGAAUAACGAACCAGUCGCUGUUAAGCUGCUCACUGAGGCUACUGCACUUGGUUACAAACAGUUUAAAGCCGAGGUUGAGUUGCUUCUUAGAGUUCAUCACAAAGAUCUCACAUGUCUUGUUGGUUAUUGCGAAGAAGGCGAUAAAUUGUGUCUAAUUUAUGAGUUCAUGGCGAAUGGAGACUUGAAAGAGCACUUACAAGGGAAGCGUGGACCAUCGAUACUAACGUGGGAAGGAAGACUUCGCAUCGCAGCGGAAUCAGCACAAGGACUGGAAUAUUUGCACAAUGGAUGCAAACCGCAGAUAGUACACCGAGACAUCAAGACAACAAACAUCUUGUUAAACGAGAAAUUCCAAGCUAAGCUUGCGGAUUUUGGGCUUUCGCGGUCUUUUCCACUUGGAACCGAGACUCAUGUCUCAACCGUAGUCGCAGGAACUCCCGGAUACCUAGACCCUGAGUACUACAGAAGUAAUUGGUUGACCGAGAAAAGCGAUGUGUUCAGCUUCGGUGUUGUUCUACUUGAGCUAGUAACGAACCGAGCAGUGAUAGACCAGAAAAGGGAAAGACCACAUAUAGGUGAAUGGGUUGGUUUGAUGCUAUCAAGAGGAGAUAUUAACAGCAUUGUGGAUCCUAAGCUUCAAGGAGACUUUGAUCCUAACACGGUGUGGAAAAUUGUUGAGACAGCCAUGACUUGCUUGAAUCCGUCUUCUUCAAGGAGACCGACGAUGACGCAAGUCGUUGUGGAUCUUAAAGAAUGUCUGAACAUGGAGAUGGCAAGAAACAUGGGAAGUCGUAUGACUGAUUCUACUAACGAUUCUUCGGUGGAGAUGUCCAUGAACUUCACAACAGAGCUUAAUCCAGGAGCUAGAUGA
Molecule: messenger RNA, 2694 nt
Organism: Microthlaspi erraticum
Lineage: Eukaryota; Viridiplantae; Streptophyta; Magnoliopsida; Brassicales; Brassicaceae
Source: the annotation of a GenBank genome assembly